AUGGGGGAAGAAGGCAGCGGCCGCAGCUGUGGGAUCACCAGGGACCUGCAGAAGCUGAAGCAGCAGGCGAUGGCGUACUACCAGGAGAAUGACGUCCCCCGCAGGCUGGAAGAGCUGCUCAACUCCACCUUCUACCUCCAGCCCGCGGACGUCUACGGGCACCUGGCAAACUACUUUUCUAAACUUGCAAAGCCUCCCUCCAUAUGCAAAGUAGCGGGAAAAAUCAUACUGGAUGGACUGGGACUUCCUACUCUCCAGGUGGAAAUCUCCUGCACCAUCCAAAACCUCCCCAAGUACAUCUGUUCCGUGGUGAUACCUGCACACUUUGAAGUCCCAGAGAACGCCCCGCCAGAGGUGGCAGACGCCGAGGAGACAGAACGGCACCUGGCAGUGAGCACGGCUCUGCAGUGGGUCAAUGAAUGCAUGACAGAGGAGCUGUGCGGUCUGGUCCCCUCCAACCAGGCAGAGGUAGACCACAGGCUCAGGCUAUUUUUUGAAAAUAAAGUACAAGAAGAUAAAGAGAGAAAAGAGUUGGAAAGGAGCCUUGAGGAGUCAGUGCCCGUACCUCCACCUGUAAUCCUGCCACCACCUCCUCCACCUCCCACCAAGAAGAAAGGGCAGAAGCCAGGACGGAGGGACACGCUUUUGGAAAAACCUAUUAUCCCCCCAGAACCCCCUGAACCCAUCCUCCACGGUAGCAUGGCCAUAGGCGCUGUUUCACUAGCGGUGGCGAAAACCAGUGCCAGCCUGGCCAGUGUCCCUCUGUACAUGAACAUUGCAUCCCUGAAGCAUGGCCAGGAGCAGCCAUCAGCCACGACACUCACCAUGCCUCUGCUGAUGGGAUCUGUGCUCAGCUGCGGGAAGGCAUCACCUGGGAAGCUAAACUUAAUGAAGGAAGUGAUUUGCAUCCCCCAUCCUGGAUUAACAACCAAACAAGUACCUGACUCAGCUAAGACAGUUUUCCUACUUCCCCCGCCCAAUCCUCCACCAUUGGGCAUAGAGCUGCUCCUGGAAAUUCAGAAACAAAUCAACAGAGUGAUUGAGACGCUCCCACCUCCAAAACCAGAGACCAAAAAGGGGCAUGAUGGGGGCAAAAGAGGUCAGCAGCCGAUCACGGGCAAGAUGUCCCACCUUGGCUGUCUAACUGUUAACUACGACACCAUAGAGCAGCCGCUGCUUCUUAUCCAGGGGAUCUGCUCGAAUCUGGGGCUAGAGCUGGGAAUGAGCCUGCACCUGGCCAUCAACUGCGCUGCGCACGAGUUAAUGGACUACAGCAAGGGAAAGUACGAAGUGAUGGCGGGCACGUACAAAAGCAUGGCUGAGAUGGUGGACCUGUACGUGGAUCUGAUCAACAAGUAUCCUGCCAUCAUUGCCUUGAUUGAUCCCUUCAGGAAGGAGGACUCUGAACAGUGGGACGGCAUCUAUGCUGCUCUUGCUUCUAGGUGCUACAUCAUUGCAGGGGCUGCUUCCAGAAGCGUCUCUAAACUCCUGGAGCACAGGAAUACCAGCACCCCCAAAUCCCACGGGCUGGUCAUAAACCACACAAACCAAACCACCAUGUCUGACUUGGUGGAAAUAACCCAUCUUCUCAAUGGUAAAAAGCAGCUUGCGGUCUUCGGGAGCACGGAGGCAGAGUCCUCUGAUGACAGCCUUGUCGAUCUGGCUGUUGGACUCGGCGCCCGGUUUAUCAAGUUGGGGGGUCUUUCUCGGGGUGAACGAGUGACCAAAUACAACCGCCUUCUCGCUAUAGAGGAAGAACUCAUCCAGAGUGGAACACGGGGUUUCAGUGAAGAACACAAUUUUUCUUCCUUCCAAGAGGAUGCUGAAAAGACACCAGAGGCUACUGCCACAAUGGCGGAGGAAACUCUUGGGCCCCUGGACUCCAUCUUCCCUACAGAGGUUGUGGAGGAAUCAGCUAAGCCAUGAGCUUCCUGGGGCUGGACUCCGGAGCAUACUAAUAUCACAAGUGUUGGCUAGCCGGCGUGAAGGGUGUCUCCACGCUGGCUCAACUCCUAGCUCCACCAGCUUGGGCACGCAUUUUAUUCUUUCAGCUUCACCAUUGGAUAAAGUAAACCCCUGGUGGUUUUACCUUAAGUUCCAUGAACUUUAUUUUACAGCCAUCACAUUGCCAUGGGGACACAGGUUCUACUGUCUAAAUCUGAAGGUCCUGACCUGACUUCAUUAGAGGCUAAUACAGUGUGAUGCUAGGCCCAUACUCAGUCAGGCACCGUACCCUUCUCAAGUCAGAACACCUUCGAUAGCUCCCAGUGCCCCACAGGCAUCCACUGAUUGUAUUAGUACCUCUGCUAACUUCACAUGGUUUUCAUAGCCAGCCACAUGCGCCAAGCACCACGGGGCAGCACCACAGGGCUGUCUGCAGCAACACUUUCUUUCCUCUUAGCUUCUUCCUACUCUUGAUUGCCUUCCACCCAUCCUUUCCUCUCAGGUUUUCGGCAUUCCCGUAUGACCUUUCUCCUUAGAUCCUUUCUGGAACAGAGUUGGGUAUAACUUAAUAAGCACAUUUGCAAAUGGAUAUUCGUAGCAUCGUCCAGUGCCCUCUUAUUUACACCACAGCAUGAAGAAAGGAGCAGCAAGUGGUUAAAACGAUGAUGACAAAUUCAUGUUGACAGAGGCACCUCUUCUGUGAGUCAGCGCUGGGCUUUUAGUACCGAAGUGAAUAAUCAAGUAGGGAGACAAUAGUAGCCAACCCCUUACAUUAUCACGUCCUUUGUUAGGUGAGUUAGCA
Messenger RNA from Microtus ochrogaster (prairie vole), 2746 nucleotides. RefSeq names its product enolase 4 (gene Eno4). The transcript has 14 exons. Gene Ontology annotation, biological process: glycolytic process. The coding region runs from base 1 to 1926 and encodes 641 amino acids. NCBI's taxonomy places the organism in Eukaryota, Metazoa, Chordata, Mammalia, Rodentia, Cricetidae. The record is from RefSeq and is a predicted model, not a curated record. Gene Ontology annotation, cellular component: phosphopyruvate hydratase complex. Gene Ontology annotation, molecular function: magnesium ion binding; phosphopyruvate hydratase activity.